AUGAUGAUUCCGAUAUCAUCUAGUAUGAGAUCGCUUUUCCUAAUAGUGGCUUCUUUGUUUUUCUUUCUUGUCGCGACUCUUGCAUCCGUCGAGCCACGUCCAACUCCCAUAAUAUUGAGGCAUGACAACCAAAGUAGCGACUUCGCCUCUGCCAUUUCCGACAUGAGAAGGGAAUCUUACUACGGUUUUGUCACCCUUCUCCACAUCCUCAACGAUACAAACUUGUUCAGGAACCAAGAGAUCACUUUCUUGAUGCCUAGCGACGACGAUCUCUCUCAAGCAGACAUGAGUCGAGAGGAUCUUCAGACAUUUAUCCUAAGACAUACGAUCCCUGCGUGGCUUUUGAUCAACCACAUGCUUCGUUUUCCAAACAAAACUCUUGUUCCUUGUAGCAUCCCUGACAAAAUGUUCACCAUCACAAGAUCCGGUGGGUCGGGGCUUUAUGUAAACAAUGCGAGGAUCGUUUCUCCUAACGUUUGUCAGAAUUCUCGCAUAUCUUGCCACGGAAUCAGCAACGUUAUUUCAUUCUCCGAAGACUCCUCCUCGAGGGUUAUGUUAUCACACAAAAUGUUAUCAUCAGUUCGUGGAAAAAUCACUUCGUCGAGGCACUGA
This is a messenger RNA of Thlaspi arvense, 612 nucleotides long. Lineage: Eukaryota; Viridiplantae; Streptophyta; Magnoliopsida; Brassicales; Brassicaceae. The record is from the annotation of a GenBank genome assembly.